AUGCUCGAAAGCCGAGGAAUCCAACUUUCCCUUGCCUCUGGAGAACAUCCCAAACCACAGCUCGAACAUGGACUGCUUGAGGGUGUCGGGGCUCUUGGCGAACGGAUGAUUCUUGCUCCUGAGGACAUUGAUCAAUUGCGUGAACUGCUGAAGAAGGUCGUAAUGAACGUCCCCUUCUUCUGCUACUUGGCUGGACUAUCUGCGCUGCGACAUUGUUAA
Molecule: messenger RNA, 219 nt
Organism: Bursaphelenchus xylophilus (pine wood nematode)
Lineage: Eukaryota; Metazoa; Nematoda; Chromadorea; Rhabditida; Aphelenchoididae
Source: the annotation of a GenBank genome assembly